AUGAAGAAUGCGUCCAACUUGCACGCGGCCAACGCGACAAGUGUCGUAGGCAAUUCCAUCGUGAUGCCGCAGCGUAUGAGUGCUUCCAAUGGAUCUAAUACUGCAUCGCAACCUACUGCCGUGUCCAUGAACCAGCUUGGUCAGCUGAAUCUCAGCCAUGUGCGCAGCGCUGCCUUUAAGCCCAAUGUUGGAGCCAGUGUAUUGCUACCCAGCGCAAAUGCUGCAGCUAUCAUCCCCAACACCGCAGGAGCAGGAGCGUUGCAGCUUUCCGGUCGCUGGUCUCUCGACCGAGACGACUCGGACUCGACCAACGACUAUCUGGAGGCUAUGGGACUGCCGCUUAUUGCCCGUCAAGCCGCAGACAAACUGGACCUUAUGGUAAUCAUAAGCCAGACACCAGGAGACUUUUUGAUAACGCGUCGCACGCGUAUCUUUACUGAGACCAAACAGCUAAAGUUUGGUCAAGAGGUCAAUGUAAAAAAUAAUCUUAUUACUGUCACGGGUGACGCAUCACAUAUCAAGACCAUCACCCAGUUGUCAGGCUUUCGUGGCGUUCUCACAGAUAUCCGAACUCUUGACUCUCGAGGUCGCAUGCACGUAGAGCUCACACUCACAAUGCCGGAAAAACCGGCAGUAAUCAUUCAUCGCUACUUUAAGAAGACCAGUGAUUCCACAUCCCUUGAAAAUCUGCCGGCAUUCGACAUGAGUCUCGAAACGUCAGGCGACGUGAAGCGCAAGCGCUAA
Messenger RNA from Plasmopara halstedii, 744 nucleotides. RefSeq names its product Calycin-like. Lineage: Eukaryota; Oomycota; Peronosporomycetes; Peronosporales; Peronosporaceae. The record is from RefSeq and is a predicted model, not a curated record. The coding region runs from base 1 to 744 and encodes 247 amino acids. The transcript has a single exon.